AUGACCGUUCCACAGCAUUUCAGUGUGGCGUCCAAGCAGGAUGCCGAGAAUGCUGCCAUUAUUGCUGGGCUAGAGAUAGUGGACAUGGUCUCCGAGCCCGUUGCGGUUGCCGUCACUGACGACCUCCGCAGGAAGCUGCGAGAUGAUUUUGAUCAAAGGAUCGUGGACUAUUUUGCCAAGCUGGUGAAGAUGAAGCACGAGAAGGACAUCAGUGAGGAUUUGGUUGCUCUCAGAAAACUGAGGGAAGCAUGUGAGCGUGCCAAGAAGGCAUUGAGCGAUCAGGAUCAUGUGGAAGUUACUGUUAAAUCUCUUUUUGAUGGCGUCGAUUUUUGGCAUCCAUUCUCACGGUCAGAGUUUGAGGAAUUGAACGACGAUACGUUCCAAAGGGUUAUUGCAUUGAUAAGGAGAGUCAUGCUAGAAGCAGAGCGAAGGAGGAGAAACAACAAUAUCGAUGAGAUUCUCCUUGUUGGUGGAAGCACCAAGAUCCCAAAGAUCCAAAGACUUAUCAAGGAUUACUUUAAGGGCAAGGAACUGAGGAACAAGAGUACUCUAUCCUGCCUGUGA
Panicum virgatum (switchgrass) is the source of this 564-nucleotide messenger RNA. RefSeq names its product heat shock 70 kDa protein BIP1-like. Gene Ontology annotation, molecular function: misfolded protein binding; ATP-dependent protein folding chaperone; ATP hydrolysis activity. Gene Ontology annotation, cellular component: membrane; endoplasmic reticulum lumen; cytoplasm. Gene Ontology annotation, biological process: endoplasmic reticulum unfolded protein response; protein refolding; cellular response to unfolded protein. The record is from RefSeq and is a predicted model, not a curated record. The transcript has 2 exons. NCBI's taxonomy places the organism in Eukaryota, Viridiplantae, Streptophyta, Magnoliopsida, Poales, Poaceae. Bases 1 to 564 code for a protein of 187 amino acids.